Limanda limanda (common dab) is the source of this 2025-nucleotide messenger RNA. It is a transcript of the gene shc3, whose product is annotated as SHC (Src homology 2 domain containing) transforming protein 3. The transcript has 12 exons. Gene Ontology annotation, molecular function: receptor tyrosine kinase binding. Lineage: Eukaryota; Metazoa; Chordata; Actinopteri; Pleuronectiformes; Pleuronectidae. Gene Ontology annotation, cellular component: plasma membrane. The coding region runs from base 1 to 2025 and encodes 674 amino acids. The record is from RefSeq and is a predicted model, not a curated record. Gene Ontology annotation, biological process: cell surface receptor protein tyrosine kinase signaling pathway; intracellular signal transduction.
AUGCUUCACCGUACCAAAUACAACCGCUUCAGGAAUGAGUCAGUAACAUCUGUUGAUGAUCUUCUCCACGGCCUGUCCAUGAAUCCCAAGGUCUCGGCUACCCCCCAGUCUGCAGCCGAGACAUCUUACACACCCCCGACUGAGCUCCAGUCCUCCACCACCACCACCACCGCUCCCAGCACUGCCACCGGCCAUGGGUCUGACCACCUGGAAGAUGGAGGCACCCUCUGCACCCUCAUCAACAAGGUGUCCAGCCUGAAAUUCAGCAACUCAGGCAGCUUGCUGGGCAUCAAGGGUCUGCCCUCGGCUGUCAAGGACCUGGCUGUGUCUAAGCUGCAGGGGGGUGGGGGAUCGGGCCCAGGCAGCUCCGGUGGCCCGAGCCCCAGUGCGGCAUCAACAGCAGCGGCGGCAGUCUCUGGCGUGGGCGGCUCUCUGUGCAGCUUGGCCUCCCAUUCGACCCCCUGCUCGCAGCCGGAGACAGCUGUCAGCAUGAGCAAGAAGAGCAGGCUGGAUGAGCUCCAGCCCGGUGGAGAGGACAGGAAUACAGGUGGAGGUGGUGGACUGGUGAGCAAACCCUCCAGAGGGUGGCUACACUCGAGCGAGAAGAUCUCUGGUCCAGGGGUGACAUACAUUGUGAAGUAUCUGGGCUGUAUAGAAGUUCUUCGGUCAAUGAGAUCGCUGGAUUUCACCACAAGGUCACAAAUAACAAGGGAAGCCAUCAGCCUGGUGUGUGAGGCUGUUCCAGGGACCAAAGGAGCUCUGCGUAAGAGAAAGCCACCGUCCAAAGCUCUGUCGAGUAUCCUGGGCAAGAGCAACCUGCAGUUCGCUGGCAUGUCCAUCAACCUGAACAUUUCCACCUGUAGCCUCAACCUGAUGACCCCCGACUGCAAACAGAUCAUUGCCAACCAUCACAUGCAGUCCAUCUCCUUUGCAUCAGGAGGAGACCCUGACACAACAGAUUAUGUUGCCUAUGUAGCAAAGGACCCAGUUAACAGAAGAGCGUGUCACAUCCUGGAGUGCGCCGACGGACUGGCCCAGGAUGUCAUCAGCACCAUCGGCCAGGCCUUCGACCUUCGCUUUCAGCAGUAUCUGCAGUGUCCCUCAAGCAAGCUGUCCUCCACACACGACAGGGUAUUAAACGUGGAGGAGUUACCAUGGACUGAAGAAGAGGAGGAGUCAGCUGAACAUCCGUACUAUAACAACAUCCCUGGAAAGAUGCCCCCACCUGGAGGCUUCAUCGAUACCCGGCUGACCAAUCAGAAUGCAGCAGCUGAUGGAUGCCAGGUGGGCCCAGGCUCGGUAGAUCAGACAUAUUACCAGGGGCGGCACUGUGGAGAAAACUGGGGAGAUGAGAGAAAGCCCAUAUUCUUACAACAGGGAUCAUUCGACAUAGGCAGUCUGCCGGAGAGUAAAGGUCAGGCGCAGAAAACAGCCGAGAUGCCCAUGUACGUGAACACGCAGCAGAUUGAUGCCCAGGUACUCGCAGUCCUCCAGGCUGAGGCGGAGAAUGUGACCAAGGGCCUGGCAGCUGCAGCCAAAGACAGCCCACGGAAGGACCUGUUUGACAUGAAGCCCUUUGAGGAUGCGAUACAUUCUAAGUCCCAUCCGCCGGGCCAGGGACAGGCCCAGUCCCAGGUGUCUGCUCUUCACAAGGCAGCGUCCAUGGAUAACUCAAGCCCUCUUCUAGUGCGUUCACUGGCCUUCCGGGCGCAGGAGGAGCUGGAGGCCAAGACAUGGUAUCACGGCAAAAUGAGCCGUCGCGACGCUGAGAAGCUGCUGAGAGAAGACGGGGACUUCCUGGUUCGCAAGAGCACGACCAACCCUGGGUCUUAUGUACUGACGGGCAUGCACAAUGGACUUGCCAAACACCUGUUGCUGGUGGACCCUGAGGGCACGGUACGGACAAAAGAUCACAUAUUUGACAGCAUUAGCCACCUUAUUGGCCAUCACCGUGACAACAAUCUGCCUAUUGUGUCGGCCGGGAGUGAACUGUGUCUCCUGCAGCCUGUUGGAAGGAAACAGUGA